CUCGAUCCGUUUAGCACAACGAAAGAUCCACGUUACGUUGAAGCGAAAGAUGAUCUCCUUUCUCACUUUACAUUAUGAUGUUGUAGCGCUUCGUCCAAAGAGCUGAUUUUUGGUUUCCGUUGCAGUUUCUGUCGGUGGAAUUAAGAGCAGGCCGUCUCUGGGCACCCGUCAUAAUGCAUCCGAUGCCCGUGUGCUCCGAUAACCGAGGAGACAUAUUUGACUGUAUACAGAGAGGGAAUAUUGAACUGUGUAUACAGUGCCUUCAAGAUGACCGAUCAGUUCUCAAGCUAAAAGGCUGGGGUGGUUUCACUCCGCUCCACUACGCUGCACUCCACGGUACCCGCGCCCUGGUUGACCUUUUCCUCGGUAAUGGAGCUGACCCCAACCUGUCAUCUGACGGAGGACAGACAGCCUUUCAUUUUGCCUGCAGGCAAGGGAACAUCUUUAUUAUACACCAAAUGAUGCAGUAUGGAGCCGAUUUGCGUCUCAUCGACCUGCAGCGAAAAACGCCACUGCACCAUGCAGUCACGGGGGGCAGCAUUGUUGCAGUGCACUAUUUGUGGGAAACAGGAAUGUUCCGGUUUUCAGACACAGACAUGUACCAGGUGACACCCCUUCACAUGGCUGCAUCCACAGGCAACACAGAGGUGGUACGGUAUUUGCUCAGAGACCAGAGAUGUGCUGUGGAUGCAGUUGACCAGCAGGGAGCCACCGCGCUCCAUGUUGCAGCAGAGAUGGGUGGAGUGGAGGUGUGCUGGACACUGCUGCAGAGAACAGGGUGCAGGAUGCUCUGUCAGAAGAACCACAGUGGCCUCACGCCACUGGACCUCUGCAAACAGGGGAAGACAUUUAGACAUCAGCAACUCACCAAGCUACUGAGACGAUACAUUAAGGAGCCAAUACACCACCAGCCCAGGGAGUCUCCUGUUUUGUAUUACUGGACACUGUGUUUUCCAACCCUGAGUGGAGCUGCCAUCCUGUUGAUAGCAGCCACAAUGGGAGGCUAUGGGGGGCUAACCUGUGGUUUGCUCUUCCCCUGGCUGGCUAGAAGCAUCUUCACACAAUAUCACCGCAUGACCACAUACCAAAGGUUACCAAACCCAAUCUACUUGGGAACCCUCAUAGCUGGCUUGUUCCAUUCCCUGCUCUGCUUCUAUGGAAAGAUGAUGCUUAGUGUGUGGUCAAACAGUGUUGUGGUCCAUGUGUCGAUGGUCCACUUCUCCGUAGUCCUCGUUUUGUUCUGCAAGGUUCUGAUUCAGGACCCUGGGACACUGGACAGAGCAGAUGCAGAUCCCCGGUUCACCUGUAUCGCUGACCUGGUGGAGAACAAUGAGAGCCCUCACAGGUUCUGUCCAUACUGUGAGUUGUUUGUGCCGGACUACACUAAACACUGCAAGCUGUGUGAGGUGUGCAUCAAAGACUACGACCACCACUGCCUUUUCCUCAACCGGUGCGUUGGCCGCAGUAACCACCGCCUCUUCCUCAUCUUCAUCCUCUCCAUGGCGGUUGCUCACCUGCUUUUUGUUGCCACGGCAACAAGUUACCUGUGCGACAAGAUGCCUGCGGGCAAUCGCAGGUUGUCGUCGUGGCUGACUUUGUUCGGGGAGGAGUUCUGGGUUGUGGUAAUGAUGACAAUGAAUGCACUGACACUGCUCUGGGAGGUGUGGCUACUGAUUGAGCAGUUUGAUGCCGUCGCCACGGGAACGAGCACCUACUUCAGACAGUGUGAAAGCUCCGCGCGGCAGCGGUCACUCGCACAGCGCUGGGUUGUCGUGCUGUCGUUUCUGCUGGAGGGUCGAAGACGGGUGGGAAGAGCACAAAUAAGAGAGGAUAAAACUUCUAUAGACAUUUAAAAUUGUCAGCUUGUCUUGUGUCCAGUAGUCCGUUUACAGAGUCUUUAAUGCCAUAUAACAUGUUGUACUUAAAUGUAAUUACAUCCUAAUAUUCUAUUUUAAUACACAGUAGGCUGCAGAAUAGAUUAGUCAGCAGAUUUAGCUUUAGGUUUAGAUGUUCGCCUAGUUUUUAGAAGCCUCUCAGAAUACUUUUGUUCCAAUUAAUGUGUUGGUUUACUUUGUUCUGUGUUGUGAAGUACUUGAUUCCAAAACUGUGUUUUAGCAGGGAGCACCUCUGAAAUAAUGCUCACUUUUACACCGUG
Messenger RNA from Cyclopterus lumpus (lumpfish), 2155 nucleotides. RefSeq names its product putative ZDHHC-type palmitoyltransferase 6. The transcript is spliced from 10 exons. Gene Ontology annotation, biological process: protein palmitoylation. NCBI's taxonomy places the organism in Eukaryota, Metazoa, Chordata, Actinopteri, Perciformes, Cyclopteridae. Gene Ontology annotation, cellular component: Golgi membrane. The record is from RefSeq and is a predicted model, not a curated record. Gene Ontology annotation, molecular function: protein binding; palmitoyltransferase activity. The coding region runs from base 174 to 1853 and encodes 559 amino acids.